CAAAAAGUUACAAUAUAUAGUCAGCGAAAUCAUUCCUCUAAACACACAAAGUCUGAAGAGAAAAACAAAACUUUUCCACCUUCUAUUCUAUCAAUGGCGACUAGACUAACAUCGCUUUUCCUCUUCUUCUUUCUCAUAUCUUGCACAUUUUUGUUGCAUGAAACCAAUGCAUCAAGAAAAAUAGGUAGAAGCUAUAUUCCACUGUGCGGAUCAAGAGAUGAUUGUGAUGGCAUAUGGUGUAAAGGAAAAGCAGGAAAGACUGGACAGUGUAACAUGUGGACUUGUGACUUUGAUGAAUAUUGUCGUAAGAUUGUUCGUUGCGAAAACUUGCCAGGACCAUAUUGUAUGGAAGGAAUAUGUACUUGUUAAAAAAAAUACUUUGUUUUGAAUAUGCAUAGUGCAUUACUAAAACAAAGUAGUUUAUUAGGUAAUUCGUUUUCCUGCUGUUACGUUGUAGUCACUAUAUAAACACAAUAACAACCAAAAAUUUUGUCGCAAUAGGGAUUCAAACAUAGAAGCACCAUGUUUAGUAUUAUAUAUGUUAGCAAAUUUUGCUGAUUUUAAUUUAGAGGGGUUUUAUGAA
Camelina sativa (false flax) is the source of this 583-nucleotide messenger RNA. RefSeq names its product defensin-like protein 293. Lineage: Eukaryota; Viridiplantae; Streptophyta; Magnoliopsida; Brassicales; Brassicaceae. The record is from RefSeq and is a predicted model, not a curated record.